CUCACGGCUGGAGAAACACGCGCUUCCACCUCCGUCCCGCUCCUUCAUCAAAUAAAGACAAACACACAGCAAACUCGUUGAGCGUUUGACUUUGACUCUAGGUUGAGAGCAACUCUUUAACUGAGGAAGAUGUCUAAGAAGAUCUCCCAAUUCUCCGUCAAGGAUCAGUCGGAGCACAAUCAGCCUCCCGGCCGUACAGCGCUUGGUUCUCGGAAAAAGGCAGAACCUGGCCAGAAAAACGGGGAGACGUCGUCAUCUCCGGAGAACGGGAGCUUGAACGGGGAGGGAAAGCGCGGCGGGAAAAGCCGCCGUCGCAGGAAACGCUCAUCCAACCCCGGGAGUUGCCCCGAGGGGAAGGCGGACGAAGUGAAAAGCGAGGGGAAGCCUGACGCCCGUGGCGGUCACCCGCCCGACCAGCGUGCCGUGAUGAUGGGUUUGCAGUCGGAGUGCGGCAACGUGUGGUUUGAACGCAGCGUUUACGAGCAGGCCGAGAACCUCUACCACUGCUGGCUGGCCAACAAACGUCCCAAACAAGCGUCUGGAUCGAAACCCUCAGGGAAACGAUCGAACGCCGCGCCCGCUCCGUCUCCCUCUCGACCGGCGUGUCACCACGGCGAGCAGGUGGCCUGCCACCACGUCAUACAGACGGCAUGGAUCAACAAGACGACUUUCGACCAGGCAGAACGCUGCUUCGUUGAAGAAUCGGUUCAACCGUCGGUUCCAAACUCUCUGAACCUAAACGAACCGUCUAACUUCUCCGCUGCAUCGAGGACACCCGAUGAAGGGUAUCAGUCUUUGACCCCGACUCCUGCGACGCCCGUCCAGACGGCUGCGGUCACGCCCACCGCUCGGCAGUCCAUCAACGGGCUGCCCGUGGAGCUGCUGAGGGAGGUGUGGCUGGACAAGCCUCUGUACGACCGCGCCGAGGCCGCGUUUUACCAAAACCUUUACGGCAACAACUCCUUCAAACGCCCGGGCUGCGCCGCCACCUCCAGAAGCAGCYAGCACCCUCAGAGCCUCGUGGAGGAAGAGGAGGAGGAAGAUGACGAGGAGCUGGCGACGGAAGAGAAACCGAUGGCGCCGCAGAUCAAAGCGGAGGUUUUCCACGCUCUUCACCCGAUCCAGGAGGAAGAGGAGCCGGCCGACAUCCCCGAGGCGGAGGAAGAGUCGGGAGUGCGCUUCUUCCUUCACCCCAGCAGCGAGCGGGUGUGGCUGGACAAGGGGCGGUACGACGCUGCGGAGAGCCGCUUCCAUGGCGGCGGCGGCGGGGACAAACACCGUGCGGCGACAAAGAGUCGGAGGCCAGAAGCAGAAACUGCAUGUGUUGCCCCUGCGGCCACACAAAGGGACAAAAAAAUGAGCUCGGCGGAUUUUCUGGUUCAGGAGAAGAUCUGGUUUGACAAACCUCGUUACGAUGAGGCAGAGAGACGGUUUUAUGAACGGAUGAACGGGUCGACACAAACCACACAGGUAACAUUCUGUACUGGUCCUGUUCUGGGUUUAAAGAUCGUAAAACGUGCGUCAUGUUGGAUCGUUGUGUCUCUGCAGAGCGCCGGCAACAACAGCGCAGCCGAUCAGGGAGAAUUCAUUUCUCGCAUCAAGAGUCUGGAGCUGGAGAACCAGAGUUUACACAAAGUGGUGGAUGACCUGCGAGUGGCUCUCGCCAAACUCGAAUGUCGAGUUUCAGUUCUUGAGAAGAGUCCGGCUCCCGUGGCUCCAGCUCCCUCUGUCCCCUGCACGAAUGGUUUGACCGUCCAACAGAAGAGCAGAGCUCCAGUUAAAGACGAUGAAGACGACGACGAUGACAUCGACCUSUUUGGCAGCGAUGAAGACGACGAAGAGGCAGAGAAACUUAAAGAGCAGAGACUGAAAGAAUACGCAGAGAAGAAGGCGAAGAAGCCAGCCAUCAUCGCCAAGUCCUCCAUCCUACUCGACGUCAAACCUUGGGACGAUGAGACGGACAUGGCGAAGCUGGAGGAAUGCGUGCGCUCGGUCCAGGCCGACGGUCUGCUAUGGGGGACGUCCAAACUGGUCCCCGUGGGGUACGGCAUCAAGAAGCUGCAGAUCGCAUGCGUGGUGGAAGACGACAAGGUGGGCACGGACCUGCUGGAGGAGGAGAUCACCAAGUUUGAAGACUACGUUCAGAGUGUUGAUGUAGCAGCGUUCAACAAGAUCUGAUCCCCUCCUGUCUUUACGCCUCGCCUUGUUUCUCUGCUGGAUGUGUCAACGGUUAAUAAUAAAACCAAUUCUUGCACUGAA
This is a messenger RNA of Austrofundulus limnaeus, 2259 nucleotides long. RefSeq lists its product as uncharacterized. Gene Ontology annotation, molecular function: guanyl-nucleotide exchange factor activity; translation elongation factor activity. NCBI's taxonomy places the organism in Eukaryota, Metazoa, Chordata, Actinopteri, Cyprinodontiformes, Rivulidae. Gene Ontology annotation, biological process: translational elongation. Gene Ontology annotation, cellular component: cytosol; eukaryotic translation elongation factor 1 complex. The transcript is spliced from 9 exons. The record is from RefSeq and is a predicted model, not a curated record. The coding region runs from base 130 to 2178 and encodes 682 amino acids.